Histoplasma mississippiense is the source of this 3615-nucleotide messenger RNA. RefSeq lists its product with no specific name. The record is from RefSeq and is a predicted model, not a curated record. Gene Ontology annotation, molecular function: microtubule binding. NCBI's taxonomy places the organism in Eukaryota, Fungi, Ascomycota, Eurotiomycetes, Onygenales, Ajellomycetaceae. The transcript has 2 exons. Bases 1 to 3615 code for a protein of 1204 amino acids.
AUGGCUGAUGAUCCGUUCUCUCUAACUCCCGCCCUCCGCCUUCGCCCUUCCUCAAACAUUGGAACUCCUUCCCGCUCCUCCCCUCGGUCGCCGACUCCUUGCCGCUCCCGCUCUCCAGAUCCAAAUACCACUUCGUCAGUCUGCACUUUGGAUCCAUUGCUCGCCAAUCUUUCACCAGAAUCUACUCUCGCAGCAUUAGCAGCCACCGAUGCCAUGCGAACAAAUGGAAAGACUGCGGAGGGUAUUCUCGCCAGCGCCAUUGCCGAAGCCUCAAGGGAUGAGCGUGCUUUGGCCGUCCGAGCUGCAGUGGCUGGGCAGAAUUUGAAGCAAUGGCAUGCAGAGAUGUUGGCAUGGGAGUGGCCACGGAAACAAGACGCUGUCGCCGGCAAGGGUUUUAUCCCGCCAAAUAACGGUCGAGUUUACAUCGGUGAUGGUGAUGAUGAUGAUGAUGAUGAUGGCUGGGAAAAGUACUUGGGUUGUCUUCCGGCCGCCAUUGUGGAGCAGCACGAGGAGAGGAUUGACGCGAUAAAAGCUGGGAUGAAGGCGUUGGAUGUGGAGGAACUGAAGGAACAUGUCCUCAACGCACAUAUCCCCUCUCGAUCCCGACCGUCAUCUUCGAAUAGCUCCUGGUCCACAAACACGAACAUGCUGAGCUAUGUGCAACUCAGUGAUUUCACGGCAGUAAUAACAGCUACCAUUCUCCAGGCACUACCAUGCCUCUCCAAGUUGAAUAUUCUCCUCAAUAUUUGGGAUGUUCGUAUCACAGUCCUACACCAAGUCCCCGAGCUACUGGUUGGUCUUGGGAACACAAAGAGGGACAUUUAUGGCGCAUUAGAUCGAUUAAAAAUAGGAUUGUUACCAGAACUGGACAAUCCCCUAUUUUCUAAGGCAGAGUUUGGAUCGGCUCGUCACAGGCUGGAAAGCAAGGUAUUAAUCGUGGGAAGUAAGAUGGAUCGCAUUCUUGAUUCUCUCGAAGGUCAAGAAGAUGUUCUCCCAGAUAUUUGGAUUGACGAAAUGGAAGCUAUUGAAACUAUGUUCGCCACUUGGGCUUUUGAAGCGGGGAAAAUGGCGUCCGAAAACGAUUUUAAGCGAUCAAUCCCGCCGCUGCCUGAAUGUUCGAUGCAGUCAAGCGAGACUGAAAUGCCUGAAAAGGCUAGUCUAGGCAAUCCAACAACGCAGAGUUCUACUUCUUUGUUUGAGAAAGAUCAAAAAGACAAACAUGAUAGUUCCGUGGAAGUGACGGACGAUCGACGUAUCCAUAUCGAACUUGAGCUGCCCUCUACACCCUUCCAGACUGGCCCAGUCCCGAAUGAUGAGAUUUCUCCAGAGCUGAUGGACGUUCAGCGCACUCCUCCCCCUUCGCCUCCACUGAUACCUCAAGUCCAACGGCCAGGGAAAGACAUACCCCAAGCGGGCACCAAAAGUACACAUACAGAGGUUUCCAGCGAAACGGAACUCACACAGGAGAGUCUGAAUCCUACACAAAGUGACUCAGACACUUCUUCAGCGCUACUUUCUACGCCUACAACUUCUACUACCCGAGAAGAACUAACUAGCCUGUCGUGUCCUGACGCCGCUGAACCCCUAAUGAACCAGCAGAGCAUUGAUGAGUUGCCAGACCAAGCCGCUCAACUGGUUGAAGACCAUGCUUCUGACAAAACUCCUGGGACUGGGAAUUCUAAUAAGCCCAGUUCAGUGUUAAUCGAAACUCCCGAGAACAGUCCAGAGCCUCCGGAUAACCCAGCAGAACAAAGCUUGGCUGAAGAGACCAUAGGUACUAAUCAGUCCUUCCCACGAUCGCUGUUGCCGUCUCAGAAUGCCGAUCCAGCUUCCCCGCAGUCGCCAGAACCGAAAGCAUCGUCUGGCCAGCGCAGCCCUUUUAAUACUACUGAUUUAUUGAUAUCCUCUUCGCCCACGACGGCUGAGCUGGGUCCCUACAAAGCUACGAAGAACAAACCAAAGGCCCUCAAACUGGAAACAAUACUUCAACGGCGAGAUUCAAUUGUUUCCAGUGCUUCAACUCCUGGCUCUGGGCUUUCGUAUGGCUCCGACCCUGAGAUUAAGGAUGCUCAAGUAGCAACAGCUCAUGGCAGCCCCGUCGUAGUUGAAUCUCCUGGUGGUUCCUCGCAACUGCGUCGAAGGCUCCCUGGGCUCUUGGACCGGGUGGAAAAUAUGCUGUCGCGCACAAAAUCAGCGGAAUCAAAUAGUGGAGCAGCUACAUCUUCUCGCCCUCCAGUGCAGCGGACCAUGAGCCUGCCUCUUGAGCGGUUUGUGGAUGGAGAUCCUGAGGUUGUUCACGAAAUGGAUGAUCCCAAUGAAUCAAACGACAAACCGGAAGUCAGACAGGCAUCCUCUGCAUCUAUCGAGGUUUCACCAAAAACUGAAUUGCUAAGUAUCGUGGUCCCUAACAGGCUCAGCAUGGGACUCACAAAUGGGCCGAAACCGGCGCCAAAUCUUCGCCGUUCUGUUUCUUCUCUCGCUCUAUCAUCCAUAAAUCGAAUCAGCAAUAUCUCUAGUGGCCUCCACCCAAACUAUCCCCGUGGACUACGCCUAUCAACUUCGUCAGAUUCACUCCCGUCUACUGCUGAGGAACAGUCACCGGCCCCUCGUGCUUCAGAACCUUCGUACUCAACCCCGAGAAAUGAUCGCUUGGAAUCACAAUCCCCUAUGUCAAGCCGUAGCACUACCCCUACGCCAACACUCACUCUGACACCAGCCUUUGGCCGUUCGCGACGCCCCCACACACAUCACGAUGACGAAUCUGCAGUGAGAUUGUAUCAUCUGCACCGCGGAGGCAAAGCAGCCCCUCUCAAACUCUUCGUCCGCUCAGUUGGUGAAGAUGGAGAAAGAGUCAUGGUGCGCGUCGGCGGUGGGUGGGCCGAUUUAGGAGAAUAUCUUCGGGAAUACGCUGUCCACCACGGUCGACGAAACGUCUCAGACGCGAAAUUCGAAGUCCGUGGCCUUCCCACCAACAACAACAACACCUCGCCCAACUACACAAAGAACAAACAAGCACCAGUCCCCAACACCGGCCGUUCCACCCCUGUAUCCCGCCCUGGCUCAGCCUUUGAUAUCCGCCCCUCAUCCUCACUCAACAUCCGCAAAACCCGCCGAUCCAUGGCGAACCCCGCCGAACUCCCGAACCUAACAACAGCAAAUAUCGAAAAGGCCUCCGAAGGGUCCUCCGACCCUAGCAGCAAUGGAAGCGGUGGGCCACUUUCCUUCUUCUCAUCUUCUCGUCGCAGACUCUCCACCUCCUCCAACGCAUCCAUGAGCGUCGCCUCCACAUAUGGUGGCGAAGGCCAACAGUACGCCUCCACGCCCCUCGGCCUCGCAGGCCCGCAUCCCAAAUCUAGACAAGUAUCAAUUAGCCCGGAGAGCGAGGCGUGGGUGGAAAAUGUUGUCGGGCGCGCCCGACGCACCUCUGCGACGUUGAGACCUGAGCGCUCCUACGGGAACCUCAGACGGUUUCGACCGAAUGCUUUGCAGGAGGAUGCUCUCCGAGACCGAGCUGAGGGCCGAGGCUAUAGGAGCGUUAGUGAUGUAGGCGGCGGUGGCGGUGCGGGAAAUAAACGGGUGUAUCUUCGUGGGCUGGAUAGAGGGAGGGUGGAAUGA